This is a messenger RNA of Linum trigynum, 2514 nucleotides long. The record is from the annotation of a GenBank genome assembly. NCBI's taxonomy places the organism in Eukaryota, Viridiplantae, Streptophyta, Magnoliopsida, Malpighiales, Linaceae.
UUCACAUAAGUAAAGGUUCAAUUUACCUGAGCUACUGACUCGCUCUACACUAUUUUAGAAGUACAGUUUCUUUACUUCAGUUUAUUAUCUAACGAAACAAAAAUAGUGAUUGAAAAAAUAACCUACAUAAGCUACUCUUACUACUAUUCUCACUAAUUACAAGGUAUGUGGGAGCUCACGCAUGAAUCGCCCUUAUUCCUUCAUAGGUCCAUGUUGAAUAUUUCUCUUGAUUGAUUGGAUCGAUACUUCUACCGUGGAGAGUUCUGGACUAGAUUGGACUCCCUAUUCGAGUUAUCCAACUGCGCUCAAUUGACAACAUGGAAGGCGUACUAUACAACCGACCUACCUGAUCUUUCAAUUCCCAAACGAACUUACCUGCUCGUGGGUGUUUAGAGGAGGACCAUGAAAUAUCCGGGGCAAUAAUUUGUUCUUGAAAAAUGCGAAAAGGGAAUGGUACUUGUGUCCCUUGAUAAGUUAGGGCUCCCUGUUUGGUUUAAAAUUUCUUGUCUACCUAUGGAGUGUUUGUUACUUGAGUGUUUGAGCAAAGUAGUAAGCAUGAUAGGAAGACCCUAAUGUACUGAUCAGUUGACAAAGGUGGGAGAUCAAUUGGGAGACACCAAGUGUUAUAUGGAGAUCAAUGUGGAUUCAAGUUGUCCUGAAACUUUAUGGUUUUAAUGGGAAAGUUUUUCAGCCUAGGUUGACUACUACAAUUUGCCUCUCAAACGUAAGCAAUGCAAAAAAUUUGGACAUGAUUGUAGUAAAGAGGACUGAAGAUAGAUGAAGGUUUUGAUUCCUAAAGCUAAGAACAACUCAGUUCUAGUAGAAAGUGGAGGUGAGGUGAAAGAACAGGAAGUAAACGUUGUAAAUGAGGAAACUGUGGAGGAUGCUCUAAUGGAAAUUGGUAUAGUAAAGGAGAUGGUACAAGCUGAGGUAUCAGGUGUGGCAACUAGCCUAGAGCGAGAGAUGGUUCAAAUCGAGGUGAAAGAGGAUUUAAUGGCAAUUGCCCUAGUGUAGAAGGAGCUACAAGUUGAAGUGUUGCAAGCUGACAUUAAGGAAGGAAGUAAAAAUGGAGCCAGUAUAAAAGUUGAAUCAUAUGAUUUAGAGAUGAAUAGGUUGCCAUUUGAAGAAGAAUAUCAGAAAGUGGUUCAAAGGAAAGAAUGUGGUUGUGUCUCACAUGAAGGAAGGAGAAGAUAUAUCUUUGUUCAUAAAUGAUAGUGCAGUGUUGGAUACCUUGACUUCUUCAGGUAAAGAUGUAAAGCUUCUGGAAAUAGGGGGAAGGGGUAAGAAGAUUGGAGGGUGGUGGCAAUUUGUUUCAAAAUGCCCAAUAAUAAUAAUGUCAUGGAAUGUUGGGGGAUUUAAUCAAUCCUCUAAACAUAAUUGUGUGCGUAAACUAGUUAAACAACAUAAGAUAGAUAUAAUGGCAAUAUUAGAAACUCGAGUACAAAAAAUCAAAGUAAUGAGAACUUGUAAAAAGGAUUUCCCUCGUCUGAAACUUAUAGAAAAUAUCAGAAACUGAAGGAAAGAUAUGGAAUCUUCGUAAGCAUGAGCUUAAAAGAUAUGGAUUCUUCGUAAGCAUGAGCUUACUUGUUACUGGUUUAGCUACUGAAGCAAAUUUCAUACAUAUGUAAAUCCAUGAGGAGAGAGGCUUGUCUGCUUAUAGUGGUAUAUGGAUCUCACGAUGUUGCAAAAAGGAGAGCUACAUAUGAUCAAAUGAGACCACUGAAGGUCUCAAAACUUCCAUGGAUGGUGAUUGGUGAUUUUAAUGCAAUCCUGGAUGUAGCUGCUGCUUCUAAUGGGACAAGUCCCGGGAGAAGUGGAGAAGACUUUCAAAGUUGGGUUGAUGAUAUGCAAUUAGUGGAGCAUCGGAUGGCUGGAGAGAAGUUGACUUGGGUGAAUAAACAAGAUAAUAACCUCAUAGUAAGGAAGAUUGAUAGAGUUCUGGACAAUAGUGAUUGGUUUGGGACUCACAUAGGUAGUAUGUCAAGUAAAACUGUUCCAAGAGUGAUGUCUGACAACUAUGGGAUACUGGUGAAUUCUUCUCCAGUUAGAAAAACUUUGCCUUAGACUUUUAGAUACUGCUCCUUUUGGGGUUCUCAUCCUAGGUUCCAAGAGUUACUGCAGACUACUUGGAAUACAAAAGUUGUAGGAUACCCAUUUUAUAAAGUGUGCCAGAAGUUAAGAAUUCUUAAGAAGAGCUGAAGGAGUUAAAUAAAGAAUUCUAUUAUGAUAUUUCCGAGGAUCUAAGCAAGAUGAGGUCACUAUGAAACUAGCUCAGAAAGAUGCAUUUACAAACCCUUCUAUUGCAACUUUUGAACUUGAGGCUCAUGUGUCAUCUGAAUGUUCAAUCAAUAUAUUAAAAGCCCAAGCAACCAUUUACCGUUGCAUACGAAAAAGUAGUGCAAGGUAAUUAAAAAAUUCCCAGCGGUACUGUUCACAAGAGCCUCUAUUUCCUAUACCCAAUUUCACCGUAAGCUCUUUUUUAUUUGCAUAAUACAAUAAUUUUGCAAGAUCAAU